Solea solea (common sole) is the source of this 5350-nucleotide messenger RNA. Its product is annotated as A disintegrin and metalloproteinase with thrombospondin motifs 15-like. Gene Ontology annotation, molecular function: zinc ion binding; metalloendopeptidase activity. The record is from RefSeq and is a predicted model, not a curated record. The coding region runs from base 305 to 3103 and encodes 932 amino acids. The transcript is spliced from 8 exons. Gene Ontology annotation, biological process: proteolysis; extracellular matrix organization. NCBI's taxonomy places the organism in Eukaryota, Metazoa, Chordata, Actinopteri, Pleuronectiformes, Soleidae.
AGGGCUGACUAAGUCCAAAGACUUCCCCCACUGAGUUGCCAUAUGACGAAGAUGCAGCAAGCCCACAUAAAAGGCAGCAGUCAGCAGACUCAGCACACACACGUGGAGGAUGGGAUUGGGCCGUGACCAGGAGGAGUUAGCUCUGAGUGGACUUGAACGACCUGCGUUGUUGUGGAAUCUCUUGCGCUGCAUUAUGCGUCCUGUUUUGUGACUGACGUCGCUCUUUCACUCACUUUCACUAACUCAACAUCACAUUGUUUUCUCUGGUCACCAGCUGCAUUCAUUACCGAAUGCAAGCAUCAUCAUGUCUAUCAGAACUAUCUUCUUCUUUGUGGUCUCACUCUCCAAACGUUUCCAGUGCAUGGACAGUGAACUUUGCUUCCCAGUCAGAUUGGAUAACAAUGACAGUAGGGAUUCAGACAACGACGUCCAUGUAGGGAGUGGAAAAUGUAUCCUAAAGAUACGAGCUUUGCAGCAGGAACUGCUGAUCGAUUUACAUCAAGACUCUUCAUUCAUUGCUCCUUCCAUGUUCUCCAACUCCGAUGUCACCACUGAUUUGAGACAAUGUUUUUACUCUGGAUAUGUGAAUGCUGACCGCUAUUCAUAUGCCGCUUUGAGCCUCUGCAAGGGUGUACACGGUGUUUUUGGAUUUCAAGGAUGGGAUUAUUUUAUCAGCCCGGUGCAAAAUGAAAGUAUAGGAGGCGCUCACAUGUUACAGCGAAGAAUUAGCGACAAGCUGAAGCUCAAUUCUACCUCUAGGUGCGCAGUGGACAGCGACAUGCAUCUACAGGUCGCUCGAUCAUUGGAGAAGUACAAGCAUUUAAAAUAUUACAACAACGUGAACGAAUCGCUGCUGAGGAGGAUAGGGAGAUCCAAAAGGUUCGCCUCAGUCCCCAGAUACGUGGAGACGCUCGUCGUGGCGGACGAGUCCAUGGCGCAGUUCCAUGGAGAUGACCUGAAACGUUACCUCCUGACCCUGAUGUCGGUGACAGCGAGGCUCUACAAACACCCCAGUAUUCUUAACUCCAUCAGCAUCGCAGUUGUGCGGAUCGUGAUUAUAACCGAGGAGGACAAAGGUCCCAGGGUGUCCGCGAACGCAGCCAUCACGCUGCGAAACUUCUGCACAUGGCAAACAAAGAUGAACAAAAACAGCGACAAACACCCAGAUUACUGGGAUACAGCAAUCCUUUUCACGAGACAGGAUCUGUGUGGAGCCUCCACCUGUGACACUCUUGGCAUGGCAGAUGUUGGCACCAUGUGUGACCCCAAGAGAAGCUGUUCUGUGAUUGAAGAUGAUGGCCUGCCUUCAGCCUUCACCACUGCCCAUGAACUUGGACACAUUUUUAGCAUGCCACAUGACAAUGUAAAGGAUUGUGAGGAUGUAUUUGGGAUACUGCAGGACAACCACAUGAUGUCUCCCACACUUAUUCAAAUCAACCGCACCAGCCCCUGGUCUCCCUGCAGUGCUGCUAUCAUCACUGAAUUUCUGGACAGUGGGCAUGGGAAAUGUUUGCUUGACCAGCCUCAGAACCCGCUCACCCUCCCGGACUUGCUGCCGGGAGUAAUCUACACCCUGGAACGUCAGUGUGAACUUGCAUUUGGAGAGGGCUCCAAGCCUUGUCCUUUCAUGCAUCCACCAUGCGGUCGUCUGUGGUGCACAGGAAAGUCUAAUGGCCAUUUGGUGUGCAUGACUCGACACUUCCCCUGGGCAGAUGGCACUAGCUGUGGGGUUGGAAAAGUGUGCGGCAAAGGUGUCUGCUCUGACAAAUGGGUCCAAAAUAUGAAGGUGGAUGGCCGCUGGGGUAAGUGGGGCACAUUUGGUUUCUGCUCACGCACAUGUGGAGGUGGUGUCCAUUUGUCUAAAAGAGAGUGUAACAACCCAGCUCCAUUAAAUGGUGGUAAAUACUGCCAAGGGGUUCGGGUCAAAUACCGCUCCUGCAACUUGAACCACUGUCCUGACACAGGUAUAACUUACCGUGAAGAGCAGUGUGAGAGCAGUGGCCGGUUAUUCAACAGUAACGGCAUAGCUCCCUCUGUGGUGUGGAUACCAAAGUAUUCUGGAGUGUCACCUGAUGACAGAUGUAAACUCAUUUGCAGAGCUAAUGCCACUGGCUACUUCUAUGUUUUGGCACCCAAGGUAGUAGAUGGGACCCCAUGCUCCCCAGACUCCACAGGAGUGUGUGUCCAAGGAAGGUGCAUCAAGGCUGGCUGUGAUGGAAAAAUUGGCUCCAACAAGAAGUAUGAUAAGUGUGAAAUCUGUGGCGGUGAUAACAAGGGCUGCAAAAAGGUGUCAGGACUCUUCACAAAGCCUGUGCAUGGCUACAACUUUGUGGUUAUGUUGCCAGUGGGUGCAGCCAACAUAGACAUCCGUCAGCGAGGCUACAAGGGAAUGAUGAGUGAUGACAACUAUUUAGCCGUAAAGAACAGCCAGGGCUAUUACCUUCUCAAUGGGAACUACAUUGUAUCUGCUGGAGAAAGGGACAUCAUGGUAAAAAAUAGCCUGCUGCGCUACAGUGGCACUGCUGGCCUCUCUGAGACCCUGCAGGCUGUGAAGCCUUUAGGAGAAACUCUGAUUGUGGAAGUAUUGUGUGCAGGCAAGAGGACGCCUCCUAGAAUCCGUUACUCCUUCUACCUUGCUCGUCAGACAAAGGGGGACAAGACUCUGAGGAAGGAGGGGCAUAUAAACUUCCAUAACAGUGUCCUGGCGAAGGAUAAAGCCACCGAAAAGGGAGGAGACACUCUGAAGGAGUCUUACAGCAAGGAUACAGCUUUUGGGAAAUGGAUAUCGACAGGCUGGGAUGAGUGCUCAGUGACCUGUGGUAGUGGUAUCCAGAGGCGCAUGGUGGAGUGUCAGAGACAGGAUGACAAUCCAGGGUUGGACUGUGACUCUUCACUAAGACCCUCAUCCUCCAGGGUUUGUGGAGACCCAUGUCCUGAGUGGCAUAUCGGGCUGUGGUCACCUUGCUCCAGAACCUGUGGGAAGGGCUUCAAGAGACGACCAUUGCAAUGCAAAACCCAAUCAGGGCAUCUCCUCCCACGGGACCACUGCUCUGGCUUACACAAACCACAGGAGCUGGACUUCUGUAAUGAAAGGCUUUGCUAGUGACUAAAACCAUUGAACUACAAAUGCUGGUCCCAAAUUGCCCAGCUGCAAGUAUUAUGAACACCAUCUUUUCUUGAGACUGUUUUAGUUGAGACUGUUGACCUCAUGACUCAGGAAACUUGCUUCUUGUCACUCUUAAUUUAAAGGACUGUUAGAAUGACCUAGGUGUAAUUCUAAUAGCAAAAUAAUACAAAAUGAUUCAGUAAAAUCCAUUUUACUGUCAGAUAAGUUUAUUUGUCCCACAGUGGGGAUAUUUACAUUGUCACAGCAGCAAUACAGUAAAGAUGAAGAUAAUAAAUAUGAAUCUUCAAGAAAGUACACUAUAGAAAGAUAUUAACAAUUAGACUAUAAAAAACGUAAAAAAAAAGAAUGUACAUUACAUAGACAGUUUCCAGAUUAUAUACAAUAUGGGCUCGAUAUCUACAGUAUAAACAGAAAUUGAACGUGUGAUAUUAUAUGUAUAUUGCACUUAAAAAUGUGUAAAAUCACAGUAUUUCACGUGGGAUGAAUAGCCUGCUAAUGUGUGGUCUACUGAGAGCAGUGCUUGUUGUAGAGUCUAACAGCUGCAGGCUGCAGGGAGGAACGACCUGUGAUAACGCUCCUUCAGACAUUUAGGAUGAGGUGGGAGACAUUGUCCAUCAGAGAUAGUAUAGCUUAGCAGUCAUUCUCCUCUCCCACCACCUCCACUGGACCAAGGGGACAUCCAAGGACAGAGCUGGCUCUUUUAAUCACUCCUGUCCAGCCUCUUCCUGUUUGCAGCUGUGAUACUACUGCCCCAGCAGACCACUCCAAAAAAGAUGGCUGAUGCCACUACUGAGUCAUAGAAGGUCUUAAGGAGUUCUCCCUGAACUCCAAAAGACCUUAGUCUCCUCAACAGGUAGACUCUGCACUGACCCUUCCUGUAAAGUGCAGCAGUAUGAUCAGACCAGUCCAGUUUAAUGUUUAUGUGAACACGCAGGUACUUGUUGCCAUUUUAAUGUCCAUUUCCUCGAUGUUCACCGGUGUUGGAAGAGAGUGUCGACUCCUGCAGAAAUCCACCACCAGUUCCUCAGCAAAUGCAGAAUACCCAUUUUUAAUUUUAGCGUAUGGGUCAUGAUCCCAUUUUAUUUUCUAACAAUGUAAAUGAAAAUGAAAAUAUGACAAGGUUUACAAAACUUUGUACCAAGUCGACUAAAAUUUCAUAUCUGUAUGCUGCACAACACUUCAUUUGCCCUUCACUGGUCAUCAAGCCCAUGUUUUUGAAAAUGAUUUACACAUACAGUUAUUAACUUGUGUUUAUCUGGUCCAAUUGUAUACAUUUGAAUCAGUUACAUAGCAGCUGUAUUGUAAUAACUGUAGAAAUACAAGUUGAUGGAACAAAUUAUAUUUCUUCAGUAACAGCCACUAUAUCAUUAUUUAGCAUGCUUUAGUAAACUAUUAAAGUUUCACAUACACAAGCAAUGGAGCAGACAUUUCUUAUUGUCACGGUGCUCUCCUUGUAAAAUAGGAAGACAUCUCCUGCCUUCAAGACAAACUGACCGCACUCAUGGAAACAGUUCAAACUCAAAUCUGAGCUCAGAACAAACCAAAAAAAAAAAAACAUAAUAUAGGAAACACUGAGCUGUGGUUUGCUUCUCAUUAGCUAGUGUGACUGCUUGGUCAGGGAUUUAAUUCGGCUACACCCAAAACUGUACAGCUCUCUUGAGAUUAUCCUGAAAUCUCAGAUUUCACACACUUAUCACAUGUACUGUGUUCAAUGGGUUGAUUGCUUCCUUCAUCUGACUAUGAUUGUCUCCUCGGUUCAAUAGUGUUUAGCAAGUUGUGAGGCCUGUCUGUUACUGUUAGCACAGAUAAUGUAUUACCAGUGAAACGAUAAAACUGAGGGAAAGCAAAACAAGCCCUUUGUAAUACUGUGCAGAAUAUGUGGUUUCCAGGAGUUCCUUGUUCAAGGCCCCACAGCCUGAACCAAGAUGCCCCCUUUAUAUACUUAAUGAAAUUCUAUAACCUAUUAUAUUCUUUUUUUGUUUUUUCAUGGGUGACAUUGUUCAGUCCAACAUCCAGCUACAGGAUGGAUCCUGUAUGGUUGGAUUACAUUUUUCUACAAGCUUUUGCACUGUGUACAGCUAAAUGAACCACUGACAUACACAGGCUGUACUGUAUACUAUGUAUACAUUUAUUGAGCUCUGAGCAAAUAAUCUUCUUUUACAAACAUUUGUAAUUGCCUUUGAUUUCAGUAUAUUUAUUCAAAAAAUAAAGCCAUUAAAAUCA